Messenger RNA from Hydra vulgaris (swiftwater hydra), 366 nucleotides. RefSeq lists its product as uncharacterized. Lineage: Eukaryota; Metazoa; Cnidaria; Hydrozoa; Anthoathecata; Hydridae. The record is from RefSeq and is a predicted model, not a curated record.
AUGCUCCAAGUUGAUGAAGCAAGUAUCAGUAACGACAUACAUUUAAUAGUAAAUUUAGAUGGUCUGCCGCUUUUUAAAUCUAGCAAUACUCAGCUUUGGCCUUUACUUUGUCAAUUUGGUUCUAAACCUCCGUUUCCUGUUGCUUUUUUCUGUGACAAACAAAAAUCUAACUCUUAUAUGGAGUUUCUCGGGCAGUUUUUGGAGAAAUUCAAAAUGCUUUCAGAAAAUAGUCUUGUUUACAAAGAUGAUUUUUUUAAUGUCAGAAUAAAGUUUUGGACAUGUGGUGCUCCGGCACGUGCUUUUAUUAAAUGUAAAAAGCCACACAAUGCUUACCAUGGUUGUGAACAAUGUAUUGACAAGGAUUAA